Messenger RNA from Esox lucius (northern pike), 1832 nucleotides. RefSeq lists its product as uncharacterized. NCBI's taxonomy places the organism in Eukaryota, Metazoa, Chordata, Actinopteri, Esociformes, Esocidae. Bases 342 to 1703 code for a protein of 453 amino acids. The record is from RefSeq and is a predicted model, not a curated record. The transcript has 15 exons.
ACCACGUUGGUCUUCUUCGGGGAGUUUGGUUGUGUGGAAGCCAGGGAGCGAAUUUUCAAUUGAAUCAAUUAUUUCAUUGCAACAAUGCAAACGUUUUGCUUAUACUUGACACCAACUCACCUCUCAGUGAUAUUCUAGAUCACAUAUUUGUAGUGUAAAAAAUACAAGACUUCAAUUCCCAGAGGACAUAGUUGGUCCAUGCAUUGUUUCCAUAGUUACCACAACGUAACCAAAACAUGACCGUUUUUGUAGGCGAACAGCAGACGGGGUAAAUAAAGAACCUGUGAAAAUGGAUGGUUGUGUGGUCCGUCUCCAUGCUGUAAGAUUCAAACCUGAAUUGCAUGCCAGAGGUGACUUCACUGCUCAACCCAUCAAAGUUCACUUCCACGACCUCCUGGGAAUCAGAGAUGCCCCUGAGCUUGUUACCCAGUAAAGAUGCCCCAUUAGGUCAUAUCAUCUUCAGCUGUGUUUGUCCCGCCUCUGGCCUUUUCGUGUCCCAGAACUCUCUUUCUCAACUGAUAACGCUUUUAAAUGUUGAUAAUAUGGAUAUCCUAUGUUCAGUGGUUGCUCUGUUUGACGUAUGUCUUCCUGACAUUGGCCUUCGACACAUCCAUGAAACAGUGUACAGCUAUGGAACGCACACAAUUAUCCUGCUCAGGCAACAAUCAGAGGUGUUAGAAAAGUAUAGAAGCAGAACACCGGCCAGUUCUCGAGUGGGAUCCUUGAGCUCCCCUAUCCCUGCAGUGGUAAAUGAGAAUAGAGAAUCAGAGGGGCAGCACCUCAAAGUGUUCAGCGAUUCAGAAGAGAGCUCAGAGGACAGCUCUGAUGAACAUAAAGAAGGCGAGGCGGGCACAGAGCCCAGUGGUCGGUCUGCAUGGCAGACCUUCAGUACAGGGAUGAAAGACUUUGUGGCCAGGGCGCAGGAGCGGAGAGCACAGAGAGGGGCUCUGGGAGACCAGCGGCAGAUCCCUCCGACGGCGGUGGGGGCCGAGUCACUCGUCGUAGGGGCCGCAGUGUUUCAGUUAAACACACUGUCAACAGGAGAGACAGUGCUACAGUUAUCUCUGAUGGCUACCAGGAAGUGCUAUCGGAGCAGUGGAGUGGGUCGCUACAUAAUAGAGCUGCUGAAAAGCCAGUCGGUUUGCGGGCCCUAUGAUGCCCUCGUCGCUCACGCUGACACGGACGCCGUGGACUUCUUCUCUCGCUGCGGCCUCACUGACGACAUCCUGCUGAAUGACAAGUUCAGAGAAGUGAGAGAUGAAUGGACCAACACCACGCUCAUGAGUUACCUGCCUCCCUUCACCACUGAGUCAGCGAGCAGGAACCCGGGGUUCUCCUUGAUGCUGCCGGAGCUGGAGCUGGAGGUGAAGAAGGCGAGGAGCAGAGCUCUGUCGGCCUACCAGCAGCAGGUCGUGUGUGUGACAAGGCUGGUCAGAGAGGUCAAGACCCUCAGAGAACAGCUGGCGUUACAAAGGGGAGAAGUGGACAAGCUGAACAAUGAGUUGGAUAUAGAGAGAGAGCGACGGCAAAGAGCAGAACAGAAGUUGUUGGAGUAUAAACUAUGGGAGACUCGACAGCUCCUGGAGAGGCAGGAUACUUCUGACUCAGAUGACCCUGACCAGAAUGACCCAGAAUCUUCUAGAGAAGCUCUUAUCUCACCUCCCAAUUUCUUGGACCUGUAUGCAGAUGGCGAUGCAGUGUGACAAUAGUGUCAAGCUCAAGACAAUUCAGGAGAAAAUACCACUUUUAUAGGUAUUUCAAGAGAAGUCCUUAUUGUCAUUGUUUUUUGUACUGUGUGUGGGUGUGUGUGAAAACAUUGUUCUGCACAAGUG